Messenger RNA from Pelagomonas calceolata, 456 nucleotides. The record is from the annotation of a GenBank genome assembly. NCBI's taxonomy places the organism in Eukaryota, Pelagophyceae, Pelagomonadales, Pelagomonadaceae.
CGGCCCGGCCAGGCCGCCUCGACGGCGCCCGACGCGCCGCCGCGCGCAUCCGGCGUCGACGCCGAGGUCGACGCGACGCCGUCGUACAUGAAGCCGACGCACCGGAGCGGCUACCGCUACAAGAUCGACAAAACGGACGGCAACUGGUACCGCUCCGACGAUCCAAGAAUGAGGCCCCUCGACCCGCGGGAGCGCGUCGCCGUCGCGGCGGCCGGCGACGCGUACGCCGCGGCCUGUCGGGCGCGCGCGCACUACCACGAGAUAGAACAGUACGGCACCUUCGCCCGGUCCGUGGCGCUGCUGACUCGGCGAGCGGCGGCGACGCUCGAACAAGAGGCCCGCGCGUCAAGCUUCCGCGACGCGGCCCUCGCGGCCCACGAGGCCGCGGGCCGCGCCACCCAGGCGUGGCGCGACGCGGCGCGGAGCUUUCCUCCGCCGAGUGUUAAAUGAAUCAUU